Molecule: messenger RNA, 2212 nt
Organism: Gadus morhua (Atlantic cod)
Lineage: Eukaryota; Metazoa; Chordata; Actinopteri; Gadiformes; Gadidae
Exons: 2
Coding region: 761-1882 (373 amino acids)
Source: RefSeq, a predicted model, not a curated record
CAGAAAUCUGGUCACCUUAUCAUAAACCCAAGAAAAGCUCGUCAAAAGGCGUUAUAGAUGCAAAGGCAUACAGGGAAGGACUUGGACCGUGCGAAAAAGCACGAUAUUUGAGGAAGUUAGAUUUGAUUGGUGGUGCAGAUCCCUACGAGUUGGCUCCCUCGUCUUGGAUCAAUGACGACCCGGAGAGUCUUCCGUCUGUUUGUUAUCCUGACAUCGUCAACUACCUGGUUUUCUCGCCAAGCCCAUACACAGCGGAAGACCUUAAAGCGUACAAAAGUUUGGAGGCCUAUAACCAGAUGGUGUGUGGAUGGGUGAGGGAGAUUCAAACCAAGUCAUCGACGACAGAUGUGUUGCGAAGGCCAAAGUUCUCCAUUCUCAAUCAAUCCGAGAAACACCCCUGGAACCCUGGAUAAUCGCUGAGAAGUCUGGUCGGAUACUUGGAGCCCACUGCACGUGUAUGGCUGGCCUCGGAGAGACGUGCACACAUGUUGCUGCAUUAUUGUUUCUCAUAAAAUAAACAGUGAAGUUGAGGGACUCAAAGACAGUGACGCAAGAGAAGGCGUAUUGGCUGUUACCUACUGCACUGUCUAAGGUGGAAUACAGGGAAUGCCGGAAGAUUGACUUCACUGUAACCAAGAGGUCUCAAGUAAAAGAGCUGGCAGGAUGAAAUGUGCUGCUCUUGGACAGCCACUUGAGGACCCAAGUGAUACUUCCACUUCUUCUACUGUUACAGUUGGGAAACCGCAACAGCCAACCAGUGAUGAACUGUCAUCAUUAUUCAGUGCUCUUAGCGCGACUGGAUCAUUUUACGUGUGUUGACAAUUUACCUCUUGUGUUGACGGAAUUGCGAAAAGACGAAGCAGUUCACAUGGACUAUAGUGAGCUAUUGUCCACAUGCAAAGAUGUUGAAAUUUCUGUUUCAGAGGAGCAAGCAAAGGCAGUUGAGGCCGCUACAAGGGAUCAAGCUUCCUCUAAACUGUGGUUUAGAUUUCGCGCUGGUCGAAUCACAGCAUCUAAAAUGAAAACUGCAUGUUGCACUGAUCCAAAACAGCCAGCUCAGAGCUUAAUCAAAAGUGUAUGCUAUCCUGAGUCAUACAGAUUCACAUCAAAAGCCACUACCUGGGGAUGUAAUCAUGAGAAAUUUGCACGUGAUAUGUUUAUAGAUGUACAUAAGGAAUCUCAUGAAAAUGUUAAAGUACACGACACAGGUUUUUUCAUAAAUCCAAGUGUGCCAUUCUUGGGUGCUUCUCCCGAUGGCCUUGUUUCUUGUGAUUGUUGUGGUGUCAGUGUAAUUGAAGUGAAAUGUCCAUUCUGUGUGAAAAGUGACAUGUUGGACAGUGUAUCCUAUUUGGAGAAGGACAGUGAAGGGAAACUGACACUUAACCGAAACCACCAGUAUUUCUACCAGGUGCAAACUCAACUUGGGGUGUGCAAACUGGAAUCUGCCUAUUUAGUUGUUUGGACAGAAAAGGAUUUGCAUGUUGAGUGCAUUUUAUUUGAUGAAGAGUUUUGGGACACAAUAUGCCAGAAAAGCAAGAAUAUUUUUGACACAGCCAUUAUGCCAGAGUUAGUUGGCAAGUUUUACACAAGGCUUUCAUCUACCAUGGCCAAUGUGUCCUCGCAACCUGGAGUAUCUACCUCGGCUGAAUCACAUGGCUCUGAUUGUGCUGCAAGUGCCAGUGGCCAAGAAGAAACCUGGUGUUUCUGUGGCCAGGUUGAGUUUGGAAAGAUGAUUUUGUGUGACAAUGCAAAAUGUCAUAUUAAGUGGUUUCACUACUCGUGCAUUAAUGUCAAGGUUGCACCAAAGGGAAAAUGGUAUUGCCCAAAGUGCCAAAAGCUACCUAAGUUUGAGCCAAAAAAGGGAAAGAAACCUUUGAAGUAAAAAAACAAAACUGUAUUUUUUAGUGGACUGUUGUGAAGUUACGCACUUCAGGCACUUUGUUUUAAUGUCGGUUAAAACAAUAUUUAAUUUAUUUAGAAACGUGUAUCUUUUUUGAAACUGUUCUUUAAAUAUUUUUAGCAUUUGAUUUCAAGUUGGUGAGAUUUUGCAAUGCUAUACUGACAAAAAAAGUUGUAAAACUCAAAUUACAUACAAAAUUAUGUUCGCACUAUAGUAUACUGUAUAUACUAUAAUUUAUAGUACUGUAUAGUUUAUAAGCUAUCUGUUCUGAUAACUGUGUGGUUUUCCUUUAAUAAAUCUGUGUUCUGAUGA